Cornus florida is the source of this 2192-nucleotide messenger RNA. RefSeq names its product probable L-cysteine desulfhydrase, chloroplastic. NCBI's taxonomy places the organism in Eukaryota, Viridiplantae, Streptophyta, Magnoliopsida, Cornales, Cornaceae. The coding region runs from base 191 to 1591 and encodes 466 amino acids. The record is from RefSeq and is a predicted model, not a curated record. The transcript is spliced from 2 exons.
UUCGGUUAAUUCGUCAUCAAAACACACUACUCCUCUCUCUCUAUAUAUCUAUAUCUAUAUAUAUAUAUAUAUAUAUAUAUAUAUUUGUACAUUACAACUCUGGGUCUCCUUAACUUCCCUAAAUCCAACCAUGGGACCCUAAAUUGACGUUUUUUUUUUUAAUCUGGCACUCUGUCUCUCUCCUCCAUCCAUGGCCUCCCACCAACACAACCACUCAGACCUCAACAAAAACGGCACCACCACCACCACCACCACCACCACCGCCAUCGCCGUCACUAACAAUACCCUAAACCACUCCCCCAACAAAAACAAAAAGCCAAAGCUCUCUCUCAUCUCCGACGCCGAGCUCCGAUCCGAAUUCGCCCACCACGACCCCGCCAUCGCCCGGAUCAACAACGGCAGCUUCGGCUCCUGCCCGGCCUCCAUCAUCGCCGCUCAACAGCUAUGGCAGCUUCGGUAUCUCCGACAACCCGACGACUUCUACUUCAACCAACUCCAGCCCUCCAUCCUCAAAACCCGAACCCUAAUCAAAGACCUCGUCAACGCCGACCACGUUGACGAGAUCUCCAUCGUCGACAACGCCACCACCGCCGCCGCCAUCGUCCUCCAGCAGACGGGCCGGGCCUUCACCGAGGGCAGGUUCCAGAAGGGCGACGCCGCCGUGAUGCUCCACUACGCCUACGGCGCCGUCAAGAAGUCUGUCCAGGCCUAUGUAUCACGCGCCGGCGGUCAGGUAAUCGAAGUUCAAUUACCAUUUCCUGUUAAUUCCAAGACUGAAAUAGUCAACGAGUUUCGGAAAGCCCUAGAAAGGGGCAAAUCGAACGGUCGUAGGGUUAGGUUAGCGGUGAUCGAUCACAUCACAUCGAUGCCGAGUGUUGUGAUUCCGGUCAAGGAAUUGGUUAAGAUCUGUAGAGACGAGGGUGUUGACCAAAUCUUUGUCGACGCAGCACACGCAAUUGGGUGUAUUGAUGUUGAUAUGAAGGAAAUUGGGGCUGAUUUUUACACUAGUAAUCUGCAUAAAUGGUUUUUCUGUCCACCCUCCGUUGCAUUUUUGUACUGUCGGAAAACCGAAAGCUCAUCGGAUUUGCAUCAUCCGGUGGUAUCACAUGAAUAUGGAAAUGGAUUGGCAAUUGAGAGUGCGUGGAUUGGGACGAGGGACUAUAGUUCGCAGCUUGUGGUGCCGGAGGUUAUGGAGUUUGUGAAUAGGUUUGAAGGUGGGAUUGAGGGGAUAAGAAAGAGAAACCAUGAUAAGGUUGUUGAAAUGGGAGAAAUGUUGGUUAAAGCUUGGGGGACAAAUCUUGGGUCUCCACCGGAGAUGUGUUCGAGUAUGGUUAUGCUUGGGUUGCCGGCAUGUUUGGGGAUUUUGAGUGAUUCCGAUGGUUUGAAGUUGAGGACCCAUUUGAGGGAUUGCUUUGGUGUUGAAGUUCCAAUAUAUUAUAGAGCACCGAAAGAUGGGGAGGUUAAUCCGAUAACAGGGUAUGCACGGAUAUCUCAUCAAGUUUAUAAUAAGGUUGAUGAUUAUUAUAAGUUAAGGGAUGCUGUUAACAAACUCGUUAACAAUGGAACUACCUGUGCAUCUCUCUCAAAUUGAAAAAGAUUGUAAGAGGCUUCUGAUAAAUAACUCCCAAGCUUCUCAGCUUAGGUUGCAUGCUUCGGUUCUCAUAAUAUUGGGAAUGCGGGAUGCCUGAAGUGGUGGAAAAAUCAAUUGCAGGUUGAAGCAUGUCUAAGAGCUUGAAAAGGUGUCUUCUUAGCUUCGAAGAUACAAAUUCCUCGUGGAGAUCUUUUAAUAUGUCCUUGGGUUUCUGUUCAAGCUCUUUCUUUAAUUUAUCAGAUAUAAUUUCACUUGAUCCACCAUCAAGUGAAGUAAAACUUAUAUGUUCAAGUUUUGGCUAUUGAACUAGGCAUGGACAUGAUGUUUGUUGUUCACAUUAAGAAGUUUCAUCUUGUGCAAGGUAGCAUUUGUACAAAUUUAUGGUUGCUUGCUUAUUUGAUUUGGUUGAGAAUUGCAUGAUUAUAGCUUAGAAAACAUUCAAUACUUCCCUAAAUGAGCUACAAAAAGUUGUAAAUGCAUUUUGUUAUUUUAGGGACCUUGAGAAGAUCUGAAUCGAGGGCUUUUGUAGUACUCUAGGAUGAUUUGUAGUUGUCCAACUCUUGCAUUAUAAAGGUAUGUGUGUAUAUAUUUAUAUGUGGAA